Molecule: messenger RNA, 525 nt
Organism: Angiostrongylus costaricensis
Lineage: Eukaryota; Metazoa; Nematoda; Chromadorea; Rhabditida; Metastrongylidae
Source: the annotation of a GenBank genome assembly
AUGCUUACGAUUUUCAGUGUCUAUACGGUAUUUCAUCGUUAUGUCUGCUUGGUGAUCUGUGUGAUUGGAGUGAUUUCGAAUGGUGUUCACAUUCUGGUGUUGUCACAACCGCGAUUGAGGCGAUGCGCGGUGAACUGCGUGCUGACCGCAGUCGCCUUCUGUGAUGUGGUCACUAUGACGUCGUACAUUAUCUACCUAUUCCGGUUUCGCAUUUAUCAGGUGGGCGGCCUGUCUCCUUGUAAAGAAAACACUAAAUGUAUCAGAAAUUUCUGCAUUAUUACUAAAGACAUUUACUUGCCCAAGUGCCUAAAAUCAAACGAUUGCUUCGUACUACAAAUUCCAUCUCCUUUCAAGGGUCAAAAUGGAUACUCGUACAAUUGGAUGAUGUUUUUGAAGAUUCAUGUAGUGAUCAGUAUCGCUCUUCAUGCAAUCACGCUCUAUAUGGGAUCGGCGCUGGCUUUCAUCCGAUGGCAAGCACUCGGCAACAUUCACAGCAGAUGGCUGCAACCAUCAUCUGCAUGGUGA